Messenger RNA from Micropterus salmoides (largemouth bass), 3305 nucleotides. RefSeq names its product GTPase IMAP family member 9-like. NCBI's taxonomy places the organism in Eukaryota, Metazoa, Chordata, Actinopteri, Centrarchiformes, Centrarchidae. The coding region runs from base 466 to 1254 and encodes 262 amino acids. The record is from RefSeq and is a predicted model, not a curated record. The transcript has a single exon. Gene Ontology annotation, molecular function: GTP binding.
UGUGCCGUUACCUUCCUGAGACAAACAGAUGAUGAAUAUUAUUGGCAAUAUAACGGUAACAGCAUGGAAGCUCAGAUCACCAGCUAAACCUCUGUUUUAUACUGCCCUGUUGGAAAACAGGUAUUUACUUAACUGCUAAUAGUGACACAUAUCAUGACUGUGUGCCUAUCAAGUGACCAAUAAUUAAUACUUUCCGAAUAUGCAUUAAAAAAGGUGUUUUUUGGAUAGUGCCACUGUGCACGCAAAUAUGUAAUUUGUACUUUCACAUGCUAAAUACCCAUUAAAAACGUUGCACCAUUUUACCACAAGCUGAAAUUAUGGCUGUCAGUACUACUUUGUGUUUCUGUUGUAUUUCAAAAAAUUAAAAAGACAUUUUGGUAAGAUUUGCAGAGUGCUUAUCUAAUUAAGCAAAGUGAGAGGAGCCUUGAUCCUCACCAGCCAAUGCCUUUGUAAACUUCAUGUAUUAUGUUGCCAUAUUUUAUCUCAACAGUAUCUCGGAAGCAGAUGAAAAGUGAUGAACUCCGAAUAAUUUUGGUGGGGAAGACAGGAGCGGGGAAGAGUGCCGCAGGAAACACCAUCUUGGGGAGCGAAGUGUUUCAGUCACAACUGUCUGCUGCUUCCUGGACAUUUCAAUGCAAGAGGGCUGAGGGAGAGGUUAGAGGUCGAAAUGUCACCGUCAUCGACACUCCGGGGCUGUGUGACACAAAUUUCACCCAUGAAGAAGUGUUGGAGAAGAUUGAGCAGUGUAUUUCUCUGUCUGCCCCUGGUCCUCAUGCCUUCCUUGUGGUUCUGAGGCUCGGCAGGUUCACCCAGGAGGAGAAAGACACCCUGAGGAUGAUUCAAAGCACUUUUGGUGAAGAGGCAGCUAAAUACUCACUAGUGUUGUUCACACAUGGAGACAAACUAAAGAAACAAACUAUUGAAAGCUUUGUUUCAAAGAGUGAAGAACUCAAAGAGUUCAUUCAGGAAUGCUAUGGGAGAUAUCACGUCUUCAACAACCAGGUGAAAGACCAGGAACAGAUUGACCAGCUACUGGAGAAAAUUGACAGAAUGACUCUGGACAAUGGCGGAGGGCACUACACUGCACGGUUGUUCACAAAAGCAAAAAAGGCCUCAAAGAAAGAGAAACGAAGACUUUCAAAGGAGCAGAAGGUGGCAGAGCGGGAGAGGAAGAGCACCCUGAAGGCUAAAGUUAAGAGCGAAAUGAAUUUAACAGGAGGGUCAACUAAACGCAGUAAAUGUAUUCUGCAGUAGGUGAUGGAGGUGUUCUUCAGAAGCAGUGGAAUUUGUGAAGCAUGUUGUGAUGCUCUGAUAAUUAUGGAUUAAAUGAUAUGAUGCAUUUUGUAGUGCCUAUACAGAUACUUUCAUUUUGUGUCAAAAGUUUAGCACAUUGGAGUCUGUUUGAGCCAAACAGUUGUAAAAUACUUUAUUCCAAAAUUGCCUCCUCUGCCUGGGCUGCUUCUAGUAAGACUGUCCAUGUGAUGCUGGAUGGGUCAAGUUCCUCCAGACCAAAAAGGGAAAAACUUUUCUUUAAGGGGCUGCUUUAUGCAUGUAGACAUAGUCAUGUUGAAACAGGAGAGGGACAAAGACAAACUGUUGACACACAGGUGGAACAACACUGUAUAUAUUGUACAUGUUAAUUAUUGUGUUUACAUGUAGGCGUAUUGUAUAGAGAUUUUCAGGUACAAAACUGCAGGAAUGGUGUUGAUUUGGAUAUCAGGAUGGUGUCUUGAACUCUUUUUGUUGACUAGGAUUGGAUGCAUUUGAUGCAGGUGGUGGAAUAUUAUUUUUUAGUUAGACAGUCCACGUGUGUUAGCCCUGAGGCAGCUGUACUCUUCCUCUUGCGCAGUGCAUGCUGGGAUACAUUCCAUCCCCCCAUGGCGCUGAACAGGAUCAGCAGAUAGAUAGAAUUGACUGAUGGGUGGCCACAUGGUAACUUGGAGUAAAUCUGUUAAGCUUGACAAAUGUACACCACAAAAGUACUUUAAAACCUCAAAAAAAAGCCUAGUCCCAAUCAGACGCCUGUCCGUUUUACUGGUCUGGUGUGGCUACAAGUUUUUAUAAAUAAACACAGGUCUCAAUUAGAUGGCUGCUCUGUUUUUUAUGUAUUAAACCUCACUGGGUCGCUGCUUAGAUUGUGCAUACCAAUAUAAAUGUUUAAACCUUUGCCAGUAUGAGAAUGCUGUACGUCGUUAGAUCAUUUAGAUUCUCCACUUUUCAAUCGUUUAGUUCAUUUCUCUGAAACAAUAAGCUUCAAAGUAUUAUUCAUUAAGAUUUACCGGUGUGGUAAAGGAAUUAAAGGCCUGUCCCAAAUAAUGGCAUGGUGAGUUCAGUGAAGCUACGGCUUAUUAAUUGAAGUUUUAUAGUAUAUAUUAUAUUUUAUCAUGACUUAGUGUGCUGUAUACAUAUGUAUAAACAGGGAAAACAGGUAGUUUUAGAGCAAUUUUAAUUCAAAUUUAUAAUAUUCAAAAUGUAUCCAGUGAAGUGGAGCCCGAUGAUUUCCUACUCAAGUGUAUUCAUGUGCCAAUAUUCUACAUUUAGCUACAGUUCAGCUGUAUAUUUCACUCUGGUGAAAACAGACACACCUCUUCAGACAGCUCAGUUCACAUAUCAAACAACAACUCCAAUGACAAAUAAACAUACUUCCAAGCAACUAUAUUUAAUGUCCUGUCCUGCUUUUAGUUUCUGACAUGAGAUGAUGAAUCAUUUCCAAGCAAACAGAUGAAUUCAGUCUAUUAAGGUGAACAAUUAGCCUAAGGCUAACUCUGGUGUAAUGCAUCAAAAGUUUACAUUUAUGUUAUUAAUUGCACAUGGUCCCUUCUAAAUAAAAAUCAAUCAAACAACAGUGCCACCCAGUGAUUGUGUCCUUUAUUGCACAUUUUGCUUGUUGCUCACAUAUAAAAUACAGACCUCAUUUGUUACAAAAGUUCUUUGGAACCAUAAGUGACAGAAAAUGUAUUUUUAAUUAUGUGACUUCAGGCAUCAUUUAAAUCACAAUUUUGACAAAAUACCAAUACUAUUUAUGCGUUAUACCUAUAGAUACUCUCAAAGAAACUUAAGAAUACUCUUUUAAUUUCUCUUUUUUCUUUUCUUGAAAUAAGAUUGGUAAAGGGAAGGGAAAAAAGCUUGAUCAUUUAAGUUAGCUGCAGUCAAACAGGUUUUUCCAUCUACUGAUGACAAUUUCGUCUGUGCUCCUGUUUACUGGGAGAAAUGCCCAAAUGUCAAAUAAUUGCUGCUAUGUACUUUUAUUUUUCAUAUUUAUUUUUACAGAAUUUUUACAUUUUUCAUUAUUAUUAUUUUUUAUU